GGGGAAGAUUCAGAUAAGCUACCCUCAGAAAAAAUAUACAAUGAACUGGACAAUAGCUUAGACUGUACCGGAGUAACCGGUGGAAAGGGAUCUAUAAAGCCGGACAAAGAGAUUUUAAGGAUAAGAUUACUAAUCAAGGAGGUUUAUGAUUCGACUUUGGCCAGUGAAAUUUUACGAGGCUAUUGUUAUGCGUGUACCAAGAACAGGGAUAAAGCGCCCAAUGGUAACUGGUGCCACUUGUUCUAUUAUUGGAUGGGUCAUAAAAUAAAGGGCAAGUUGCCUAAGCAUGGGGAUUUUACAGGUGCCAUGAGAGCAGCUUACCAUUAUCUAGAAAGUCUUAACUAUGAGGAUAAAUGCACUAAUAUAUACAGUGAUAUGGGCGAAGUUGUUUUUGAGAAAAGUAAAAUAAAAUUCGAUAGCGACUAUAAUUAUAAGGUUCUGAGUGAGUUACACGAGGGUAAUAAACAUCCGCGCUGUCAUGAGUAUAACGGAAAUCUGGAAGCAGUUAAAUCUGCAUAUUUAUCAUUAUGUAAUACUUGUGAUGACAGUGAUGAUAAGUACUGUUUAGGUUUUAAAAGACAAUACAACAGUGGAAGGAGUUGUAAGUCAUGGAACCCACCACAACUAACAUGCACCCCAGAUCCAGCAUCAGUUUUAGGAAGUUCAAUAAAUGAAGACAAUGCCAAUGGGGUAGCUGUAACUCGUGGAGUGGAAGAAGAAAAAGGAAGGAAAAAAAGGAAGGAAAAAAAGAAAGGAAAGGGAAGGGAAGGAAAGAAAGGGGCAGGGUGGGAUCAGAAGGUGAAGAAGAAUCAUCAGAUCCACAGGGUCUACCAGGUGAGACAAAAAAAGAGGAAAGAAGUAACAAAUAUGUGUAUAAUUAGAAAUAUAUAUUAUUACACAAAAAAGAGGAAAGAGUUUAGAGAAGGAGUUUAA
Molecule: messenger RNA, 933 nt
Organism: Plasmodium cynomolgi strain B
Lineage: Eukaryota; Apicomplexa; Aconoidasida; Haemosporida; Plasmodiidae
Product: KIR-like CYIR protein
Exons: 3
Source: RefSeq, a predicted model, not a curated record